Molecule: messenger RNA, 4380 nt
Organism: Betta splendens (Siamese fighting fish)
Lineage: Eukaryota; Metazoa; Chordata; Actinopteri; Anabantiformes; Osphronemidae
Gene: xylt2
Product: xylosyltransferase II
Exons: 11
Coding region: 4-2568 (854 amino acids)
Biological process (GO): heparan sulfate proteoglycan biosynthetic process; chondroitin sulfate proteoglycan biosynthetic process
Cellular component (GO): membrane
Molecular function (GO): protein xylosyltransferase activity
Source: RefSeq, a predicted model, not a curated record
AAAAUGGUGGCCAGCGCUCGAGUGCAGAAGCUGCUCCGCCGAUACAAACUAGCGAUCGCCGCCGCGCUGACUAUCCUGCUGAUCCAGGGGCUGGUGGUGUGGAGCCUGAGGAGUCUGGAGGAGGGCGAGUCCGAGAGGAAGACACGACGGUCUAAACUGCCCGACCAUAACAGCCAAAACCCCAAGGGAGACGCCGCCCAUUGGGACAUAAAUACAUCUUUGUCUGGGAGGAACCGCGUGCACCGCGGAGGAAAGACCAGCAGCAGGUUGAAAGCUCCCCAUGACGUGGGAAAGUCCAAGGCGGCCGUGGACCUGGUCCCUCAUGACUUGUCCAGCAGCCGUAACUUCAGCGAGAGCCACGGCGGCACGGACGGCCCGGUGAAGCUGCCGGCCACCGGCGUGCCGGGGGAGCCGGGCAGCGUGGACCACCAAGCCCCCGGCAGCGACUUCCUGCCCAAGUGUGAGGUCACGGGCAAGGACGCCCUGUCCGCCCUCCAUCGCGCCAGGUCCCAGCAGUGCCAGCAGGAGAUCACCAACAUCGUGUGUCAGCAUCAGGCCGGGCAGCUCAUGCCAGACGCUCUGCCACAGUUCUGCCCGCAGCUCGGAGUCUCAAACUCGGUCCAGGCCGUGGGCGAGCUGGAUAACAGCCUGUCCAAAGUGAAGAACCCUGUCCGGGUGGCUUUUGUGCUGAUGGUCCACGGCCGCGCUGUGCGGCAGCUGAAGCGCCUCAUCAAAGCCAUUUACCACCGGGAUCACUACUACUACAUCCACGUAGACAAGCGGUCCGGUUACAUGCACCGGGAGGUGCUGCAGAUAACCCAGCAGUUCCCCAACAUACGAGCCACGCCCUGGCGCAUGGUCACCAUCUGGGGCGGCGCCAGCCUGCUGAAGGCCUACCUGCGCAGCAUGCAGGACCUGCUCUCCAUGCAGGAGUGGAAGUGGGAUUUCUUCAUCAACCUCAGCGCCACCGACUUCCCCACCAGGACCAACGAUGAACUGGUGGCGUUCCUGUCUCAGAACAGAGACAAGAACUUCCUCAAGUCUCAUGGGCGAGAGAAUUCGCGGUUCAUUAAGAAGCAGGGCCUCGACCGCCUCUUCCACGAGUGUGACCAUCACAUGUGGCGCCUCGGCGAGCGCAGCAUUCCAGACGGCCUGGAGGUCUCGGGUGGCUCCGACUGGUUCGCGCUCACCCACCGCUUCGUGGAGUACGUCAUCACUUCCCAGGACGACCUGGUGUCAGGGCUCAAGCAGUUCUAUUCCUACGCCCUGCUCCCUGCUGAGUCGUUCUUCCACACGGUGUUGGGAAAUAGCCACAUGUGUGACACGCUGGUGGACAAUAACCUCCGCGUGACCAACUGGAACCGUAAGCUGGGCUGUAAAUGCCAGUACAAGCACAUUGUGGACUGGUGUGGCUGCUCACCCAAUGAUUUCAAACCACAGGACCUCAUCCGGAUACAGCAACUCACCCGUCCGACGUUCUUUGCCCGUAAAUUUGAGUCGACGGUGAACCAGGAGGCCAUAGACAUCCUGGACAGUCACCUGUAUGGCCAGUACGCCCCGGGCACCGUGGCCAUCAAGGCGUACUGGGAGAGUGUGUUUGAGCAUGUGGACGGAGCGGUCUCACUCAGCGACGUGGCUCUAACUGCCUACAGCUCGUUUUUCCGCCUGGGCCUGAGGAGUCUGGCCACGACCCAGAGCGACGUGGAGGCCUGCAGGUUUGAACCAGUGGGCAGUCCUCUGUCAGUGAGCCUGUACUUUUAUGAUGACCAUUUCCAAGGCUACUUGGUGCGUCAGGAAGCUCAGGGUGUGGCAUCCAACGCCAGGGAGACAAUAGAGAUGUGGGCUGUGCCUCAGAGCAGCCUGGUCCUUGAGACAAACCUGAAGGAGUUUGAAAGACUCAAGAAUGUGGAAGUGGGCACAGAGUGGGAUCCUAAGGAAAGAAUCUUCCGUAACUUUGGUGGCGUGAUCGGACCUUUGGACGAACCCCUGGCCGUCCAGAAAUGGGCUCACGGUCCCAACCUCACGGCCACAGUCGUGUGGAUCGACCCGGCUUUGGUGGUGGCUGCGUCCUAUGACAUCGCGGUGGAUGUGGAUGCGGAGUACACCCAGUACAAACCGCCCCUGCAGCGCCCCCUACGGCCCGGCACGUGGACGGUGCGGGUCCUAAAGCAGUGGGAGCGCGUGGCCGAGGUCCGCUUCCUUGUGAUGCCGCUGACGUUCAAAGACAAGCAGCCACUCCGCAAAGAUGAGGCCACUUCCAUCCACGCUGGACCUCCAGGGAACCUGUACCUUGAGCAGAGCUUCCAGCAGCUGAGUGGCAUCCUGAAGCUCCCUCCCCAGGACGCUGCCAUGCAGGAGGCCCAGCGGAACGCCCAGCUCGUGGGCCCGGCCCUCGAAGCGUGGGUGGACAACAGCGUACGGACCUUCUGGGUUAUGAGCAUCCUGUGCGCCGCACAGACUUCCUCCUGCCCUGCGCUGGGGCCUUGCUCCGAAUCCUCCUGGAGCUCACUGUCCCCGGACCCCAAGUCUGAACUGGGCCCAAUCAAAAGCGAUGGGAGGAUCAGGUAGCCCCAGGACGAGGAAGGACUAGACGUCAAAUCAUAUGCAGGACGGCUGAGACACAGACUGCACUGGAGGCACCGGCAGCCAGCGGCAUCUCAGCUUAAAGCAGCUUAAAGGCACAUAAAGUGAAAAGCAUCUUCCUGCACCGAGGAGACCAGACGUUCUCAACAAAGUCGUGGGAACAGGACACGACUGCUGGCUUUGCACAUAAAGCGCUGCGAGCACAGAAGCUGGUGCUGUUGCGUGCUGAAUGGUUUGUUAUGGAUGGAACACAGGUGCGUCUGCCAAGGUCACAGCUUGUUUUCAGUUUUCUCUGCUUCGGAUGAAUCGGGAAGCAGUCGUCAGAAACCAACAGCAGGCUCCUCCCUGUGUUCUGUCUUCAUUUCAUUGGAGAGUGGGACCUCUGAGUCAUAUUAUGCUUAUUUUAAAGCAUUACUAGGUGAGCGAGAGGAGCAGACGGAUGAAGUGCACUUUACUGUACGACUGGGAGUUACACACAGGUCACUCAGUGACAGGCUGAGGUUCAAAGUCACAACAUUUGAGUUCCGAUUACAAACUGCUUCAUGUUGCACAUCAGGAAACAAGUGGACUGUAACCUGGUGGAACGAGGAACCAGUGUAACGCCGUCCUCUCUUUCUGUGACCGUGACAUAUCAUCUCUAAUAAUAUUUUCUGUGUGUUUUGUCUGUCACGUCCCUAAUGGCGCUGUUAGAAGCCACUGAUUUGGGAGGAAGUGCCUAGAAAGCGCAGCGACAGCCAGGCUGCCAAGCGUUUGGAGAAGCCCAUCAAACAAUGUCACCUCACAGCAGAAACGGAUGUGUGCUAACGUUAAGACGGUGGAGGAAGUGGGCCGCUGGCAAGUUGGUGCUGCAACCAGUAGCCAGGUAGUCGGUUAGCAAACCAGCAACAAGACAAUAAGGCCGCAAAACAGUUGAGGAAAGAGGAACUUAAAGUAGAAAACGUUCGACUCUGGGAAUCGUGCUUCGUCUUUGGUUCAAAUUAGCUUGUCCACCUUCUGUAGCUAAAGGUGAUGCUACGUCAGGAUCAUCUGUCUGCUAGUCUGACUUCCACAGUAACAGUCGUGGUUUCGUGGCCAGGCUGUUUUCUUUAUACCUCAUUCAGGACGAGUGCGUUUCCCAGAGUCCAGCUUUUCCUCUACAUCUGAACCCGUGCACCACUUUAAAUGCAGUACCGCCUCCUGUGCGUUUGUGUUGUUUCCCCUCGCAGGCUUGACAUUUUUAAUGGUGUGUUGUUAAGCGGUACGCUCACUGUGUGUUCUACCUUCUUAUUUGUGUCCAGACGAGACGUGAGCUGCCUUUUGUUCGUCGGCAGCGAUGGACUGUUUACUAUUAGCUGCCACACGUGUGCAAUCGUUGCCUUUUCAGAGGACAGAGGAACCAUAGUUGCAUUCUGACCUAGUUUCACGUCACAUUUUCUGUCCUUAGAAAACAGUCGGCCACCGUACGGGUUCCGAGUGGCCUUGUUUAACUUGCACAGUACAGCUGCUUCAGUGAAGCCCCAGUUUUAUUGAGGUACAGUGAGAGCAGAGGAGUUGGCGUCAUAGAGGUUAUUUUUCUACACUGUUUUAGGGAAGUGCUCUGUUGAACUAUUCACAACUGCUGUUACGUCGUAUUUGACAGUCCACCUGUUCAGUGUCACUUAGAGCAAGCGUUUUAGUUCUUUUACCGGAGGGUGGGGUGCUGAGGUUUCCGUCCAGCGGCGCUCCAGCUGGUGAGUCAUCCUGGGCUCAGAGCGGGAACUUUAGCCUCAUAGGAGAAGCAUCCAGGCUGAUGACUCAAUAAAACACUUCAAACUUUAA